Eutrema salsugineum is the source of this 1448-nucleotide messenger RNA. RefSeq lists its product as uncharacterized. NCBI's taxonomy places the organism in Eukaryota, Viridiplantae, Streptophyta, Magnoliopsida, Brassicales, Brassicaceae. The record is from RefSeq and is a predicted model, not a curated record. The coding region runs from base 163 to 1371 and encodes 402 amino acids. The transcript is spliced from 7 exons.
GAGAAAGACACAAAGGUUUUCUGCUCCAAGAAAGAAACUUGCGGUACACACACAUAAACAAUCAUUGUCAGCUUCUUCUUUCUCUCCCAAAAAAUCCAAUCUUUUUUGUUUUUCUUCAUCAAAUCCUCUGUUCACAAAAAAAAAAAAAAAUAGAACUAAGAGAUGGGCAAAAAAGAUGAGAAUAUCGAAGCUGUUCUUCAUUUGCUCAGGAAACAAUCUCCACUCACUCUUAAACAAGAGAAGUUCUGUAACAGAGACUGCGUGGAGAGGUUCUUGAAAGGGAAAGGAGAAAAUGUGAAAAAAGCUGCGAAGCAACUAACUUCAUGCCUUUCUUGGAGACAAAGCAUUGAGAUUGAGCGUUUACGGGCAGAGGAAUUCUCGACGGAGCUCGCUGACGGUUUAGCUUACGUCGCCGGCCAUGACGGAGAAUCUAGACCCGUUAUCAUUUUCCGUUUCAAGCAUGAUUAUCAGAAGUUGCAUACUCAGAACCAGUUUACGCGUUUGGUGGCGUUCACGAUGGAGACUGCGAUCUCGAGCAUGUCCAGAAACGCAGAACAGAGCGUUGUUCUUCUCUUCGAUGCAAACUUUUUCAGAUCAUCCUCUGCCUUUGCAAAUUUGCUUUUGGCGACCCUAAAAAUCAUCGCAGAUUAUUACCCAUGCCGACUUUACAAAGCCUUUAUCAUCGACCCUCCCUCCUUUUUCUCCUACAUUUGGAAGGGCGUUCGUCCGUUCGUGGAGCUAUCAACGGUCAGUAUGUUAGUCUCGUCACUAGACUUCGACGAACAGCUCGAUGUUAGCCACGUGUCAUCCUCAUCUGCUAGAUCUUCCUCCCUACGAUUCGACGCAUCGUCCAUUAAAUCAACGGCCACGAUUGGUUCAGCUUCUUCAAGAUUCGCCUUCACCGUAUCUCACAACUCCUUGAAGCCGUGGUACCUUUCCUUCACCGACACGUCUCCUUAUAACGCCGCCGUCGCCUCCUCCGCCUCUAAAGUUUCUCCGAUCAGCGCACGGUCACUAUCUUUCGCGUCUCCGGCGGCGCGUGGCUUAAGAGACGCGAGACCAGCCGCCUGCAGAAAGAGUCUUUUCCCAUCGACGCCGUUGUCGGAGAAGACGAAAACUGUGCCGUACCGGAAAACUCCGCGUCCGUCGUUCUUUCAAUCGCCGGCGAUGUUUUUUCGCGGAGAGAAAAAUGUCGGCGGAGGAGGCGAGAAGUCACGUGAAGCGUUCGUACCGUAUCUCAAGUUUUACCGGAGACCGUACGAUGAGAUGGCCUAUCGGUCUAAGCUGCGGGGUCCACGUGGAUUUGUGUCAGUCGUGUCUUCGCACAGAAGAUGUCGCCACGUGUCUUUAUCUCAACGGUUCUUGCUAUGACGUUAAAAUGAUGAGAUUGGGGAACAAACAAGUAUAUAAUUCAGAAUCUCAGAUAUACAUUAAAUCUUUUCCGAAUA